Molecule: messenger RNA, 4318 nt
Organism: Hordeum vulgare subsp. vulgare (domesticated barley)
Lineage: Eukaryota; Viridiplantae; Streptophyta; Magnoliopsida; Poales; Poaceae
Product: DNA excision repair protein CSB
Exons: 7
Coding region: 371-4033 (1220 amino acids)
Biological process (GO): transcription-coupled nucleotide-excision repair
Cellular component (GO): nucleus
Molecular function (GO): ATP-dependent chromatin remodeler activity; ATP binding
Source: RefSeq, a predicted model, not a curated record
GUUUUAUUCCUGCCCCCAAAGCCGGCCGUUGAACCGACUCCGGGAGAGGGAGAGGGAGUCGUCUUCUUCCUCCCCUCCGACUCCGGCUCCGACCCCGACUCCUCCCCAAAUUCGGCCGGACCCAAUCCAACCCAUCGAUCCCGCCGCCCCGUCCCCUCCCCUCCCCUUCCUCUCCCCCGACCCACCACCCCGCACCCAACGCCCCGCCCUCGCGCGCUUGCCCUAGGCCUGCCGCCGACGCCUCGGGCCCCCCGCCCCUCGCCGCCGGAGCCGCCUCCCCCUCCUCCUCGCGGCCGACUCUUCCCCCGCUGGGUGUUCAGGUGAAUUCAUCGACAACCAAGGCGGCUUCUUCCCUGCUUACUGAUCCACAAUGGGGGAGGAGGACGACGACCAGCGCCUGCUGCACAGCCUCGGCGUCACCUCCGCCAACAUCGACGACAUCGAGAGGAAGAUCCUGUCGCAGGCGAAAACCGACCCGAAGAAGCAUGACGCCGAGACGUCGGGGCCGGCCGCCGUCGGUGACCAGGAGAGUAGCCUGACAACGCCUCAAGACGAUGCUCAGGCCAAGCUGCACCAGAAACUGCGGUCUGUGCAGCUUGAGAUCGACGCCGUGGCUUCAACCCUUGGAGGGGCUAAACAAGCCGCUGGAAAGAAAGGCGGUGGGGGAAGCUCGGGUAGCGCUGAUGCCGAGGAUAAGAAGAAGAAGAAGAAGGAGAAGGUGAAGGAGGAGGAGAAUGCUGAUGAAGACGCCCCUCGUGGAGGAGCCCUCCAGCAAGCGCUUGCCGCCGAGCGGCUCAGGAGCCUCAAGAGGGCCAAGGUGCAGAUUCAGAGAGAGAUAUUGCAGUCCGGACCUGGCCCGUCUGGAUCGGGCAACCAAAAAGACAAGAUGCUGGCGAUGAUAGUUGAGGACGAGCCGAGGCGGAAGAAGUCGCUGAAGCCGCCUGGUGGUCCUAAGAAGAAGUCGCCGACGCGUCGGUUGAAAACCGUCACCUAUGAUGAUGACGACGACUUUGAUGCAGUGCUCGAUGGAGCUUCUGCGGGGUUCAUGGAGACUGAAAGGGAAGAGCUGAUCAGGAAGGGUCUGCUGACACCGUUUCACAAGUUGAAGGGCUUUGAGAAGCGCGUUGAACACCCUGGAACUUCUAGCAGGCUAAAUGACUCUGCAGAACAAGCCGAGGAAACCAUGGAAGCUUCCAGCAUUGCUAAAGUUGCUCAGGCAAUGCAGAACAUGGCACAAAGCCGCCCAACUACCAAAUUGCUUGAUGCGGAGUUCUUGCCUAAGCUGGAUGCACCGACUGCCCCGUUUCAAAGGCUUGGAGUACCACUAAAACGCCCUGGCCUUCCGAGUUCAGAUGAGCGGAAAAACAAAAGGCUAAAAAGUAAGACCAAGAGACCAUUGCCUGGCAAGAAAUGGAUGAAUGCCAAUUCAAAGAAGGAGUCAUUAUUGGAUGUUGCAGAUGAGGAUGUUGGAGAUGCAGCCGCAUCAGUUUCUGUGUCUGAGAAUGAAGAUGAAAUAAUAGAAGAUUCUGAUGAGUUACCUCCAGUCAUCCUUGAAGGUGGUUUAAGAAUUCCUGGCUCCGUUUACACGCAGCUGUUUGACUACCAAAAAGUGGGAGUGCAGUGGUUAUGGGAGUUACAUUGUCAAAGGGCUGGUGGAAUAAUUGGCGAUGAAAUGGGCUUAGGAAAGACCGUGCAGGUCUUAUCAUUUCUUGGUGCUUUGCAUGACAGUGGUAUGUACAAGCCUAGCAUUGUUAUCUGUCCUGUGACCCUUUUGCAACAGUGGCGAAGGGAGGCCAGUAAAUGGUAUCCGAAAUUCAAAGUUGAGAUCUUACAUGAUUCUGCAAACAGUUCAAGUAAAAAGGGCAAGAGAUACAGUGAUUCUGAGAGUGAUGUUUCUUGGGAUAGCGAUCAGGAAGAGGUUACACGCGUGAAGCCUGCACAAAAGUGGGAUGACUUGAUUUCACGUGUUGUAAAUUCAGGGUCAGGCUUGCUUCUGACGACAUAUGAGCAGCUAAGAAUCAUACGGGAGAAGUUGCUUGAUAUAGAAUGGGGAUAUGCUGUAUUGGAUGAGGGUCACCGCAUAAGGAAUCCUAAUGCCGAGGUAACUCUGGUGUGCAAGCAAUUGCAGACUGUGCACAGGAUAAUUAUGACAGGAGCGCCUAUUCAGAAUAAACUUUCAGAACUGUGGUCUCUCUUUGAUUUCGUGUUCCCUGGGAAAUUAGGCGUCCUGCCGGUGUUCGAGACCGAGUUCUCUGUUCCAAUAACUGUCGGAGGGUAUGCUAAUGCAACACCGUUGCAAGUGUCCACAGCGUACAGAUGUGCUGUUGUCUUGCGUGACUUGAUCAUGCCGUAUCUUCUUAGGAGAAUGAAAGCAGAUGUCAAUGCACAGCUUCCCAAGAAAACAGAGCAGGUUCUUUUCUGUAGUUUAACUCAAGAGCAACGUGCUACUUAUCGUGCAUUUCUUGCUAGUUCAGAGGUGGAACAAAUAUUUGAUGGUAACAGAAACUCCCUUUACGGGAUAGAUGUCCUAAGGAAGAUAUGCAAUCAUCCUGAUCUUCUUGAGAGAGAACAAGCCGCUCAGAAUCCUGAUUAUGGGAAUAUUGAAAGAAGUGGAAAGAUGAAAGUGGUUGAGCAAGUACUAAAAGUCUGGAAAGAUCAAGGUCAUCGCGUUCUUCUUUUUGCUCAGACCCAACAGAUGCUUGACAUUUUGGAGAGCUUCUUGAUUGCCCGCGACUACCAAUAUCGAAGAAUGGACGGACUUACACCUCCAAAGCAAAGAAUGGCACUCAUUGAUGAGUUCAAUAAUACAGAUGAGAUUUUUAUUUUCAUUCUGACAACAAAAGUUGGUGGAUUGGGUACGAAUUUGACUGGGGCAAACAGGGUUAUAAUAUUUGAUCCUGACUGGAACCCUUCGACAGACAUGCAGGCCAGGGAACGAGCAUGGCGAAUUGGGCAAAAAAGAGAUGUGACAGUUUACAGGUUGAUCACACGUGGGACUAUAGAGGAGAAAGUCUACCAUCGACAAAUAUACAAGCAUUUCCUCACAAACAAAGUACUGAAAAACCCUCAGCAAAGGAGGUUCUUCAAAGCCAGAGACAUGAAAGAUUUAUUCACAUUGCAAGAUGAUGACAAGAAUGGUUCCACUGAAACAUCAAACAUUUUUGGCCAAUUGUCUGAAGAUGUGAACGUCGGUGCUCCAGAUGGCGAGGAGCGAGGCGAGCGCUCUUCAGCUUUACCGACCAGCGCAGGGGCUGAAACUUCUGUUGAUGGAAAUGGGAAAUCAGACAUUAAACCUGACCAAGCGGAUGAAGAAUCCAACAUUUUGAAGAAUCUUUUUGAUGCGCAGGGCGUUCAUAGUGCUGUAAAUCAUGAUGCCAUAAUGAGCGCUAACGACGAUCAGAAGCUGCGGCUAGAAGCAGAAGCUUCACAGGUGGCACAAAGGGCAGCUGAGGCUUUACGCCAAUCACGGAUGCUCAGAAGCCGUGAUGAUUUUGCUGUUCCCACAUGGACAGGAAGAGCUGGUGCUGCUGGAGCUCCAUCCUCUGUCCGCAGGAAAUUUGGGUCGACACUCAACACCCAGCUGGUUAGUUCUUCACAGCCGUCAGAAGGUUCUAACGGCAGCAGGGUUCAAAGUCUUCAGGUGGGCGCUCUGCAUGGCAAAGCGCUGUCCUCUGCCGAGCUUUUGGCUAAGAUGCGUGGAACGCGAGAGGGAGCAGCUUCAGAUGCACUGGAACAUCAGCUCAGUCUGGGCUCCUCUUCCAACCAAAGACCAGGCUCGACAGAGAACGGGCGCACAUCAAACUCUUCUUCUAGCAGGAACAUGAUUGUGCAGCCUGAGGUCCUGAUCCGCCAGCUGUGCACCUACAUACAACAGAAUGGUGGCUCCGCCAGCUCGACGAGCUUGACGGAACAUUUUAAGAACCGCAUACAGCCCAAGGAUAUGUUGGUGUUCAAGAACCUGCUGAAGGAAAUAGCAACCUUACAAAGGGGCGCAGGCGGCGCGGCAUGGGUGCUGAAGCCCGAGUAUGGGUAAAUUUGCAGCUGUAGUUCAUGGGUGCAAAUUUUUGAUUAAGAGUAGAUUCUCGCAUAAAAAAAAUCAUUUAGAUAGGAUAUUGAUGCAGAGAUGGAAAUUUUCUCUUAAAUCUUCUGAUAUGGCUGACAAAUUCUUUUUUGCAUAGAAGAGAUGGCACAAGAAUGUUAGUUAGGUGGCACCUUUUUUUCUUCCCAGUUAAACACUGGUUUGCGGCCUUUUAUCCUUUUCUGGUGUACAUGUUUACAGGGAAACAGACUGCAAUCUGAAUUUACGAGUACUGCUUUC